This is a messenger RNA of Paramecium primaurelia, 679 nucleotides long. Lineage: Eukaryota; Ciliophora; Oligohymenophorea; Peniculida; Parameciidae. The record is from the annotation of a GenBank genome assembly.
AUGGAUGAAGAAUUUAUUAAAGUGAUGCUUUCUAUUGAAGAAACCUAUUAAAAUCUAAAUAAACAUUAGAAAAUUAGGGUUGAAGCUUGGACUAAGAAAUUAUGUUAAGUGACUACUAAUGAAGUUUGGAAAAAGAAUCGAAAUUUAUAUGCUCGCAUCUUAUUAAAUUAAGUUUAAAAGGGAAUACUUUCUGAACCAUUUGAUAAAAGACCUCCUGAAGGUCCCUUACCUAAAUUAAAUAGAUAUCUAGUUUUAAGUGAUUAAAAAGAGAAUGCUCGACCUUAAACUAAUAAAAAAGAUAGUCUCUUUUUUGAAUAACAACAAUAAUAAUAGUAAUCUGUAGAAUGUCCUAAUCUAUAAGAAAAAAUGCUAAAAUUAUUAAUUGAUUGCAGAUAAUAUUUAGAGAAAAAGACUGAUCAUGAAGUAUAAUUCAAAUUUGAUUUAAAAUUAGGCAAUUUUAUUAAAGGAAUAAUAAGAUUAAUUCUUUAUAUAUCUUCAAGAGGUUAAUCAACCUUAUAUACUUGAAUAGAUAGAUGAAAAAACAGAAGAGAAUGAAGAUUAACAAAAAGAUACUAUGCAAUUUUUGUAAUAUUUAGAUAAUUUUGAGAAGAAAACUGAGAAAUUAAGAGUGGAAACAUAAAAAUUACUUCACGGAAACAAUAUUUAAUAUAAUGUUUGA